AUGUCCAUAGCAGCAAGGAUAUCUUCUACGGUGAGAGCUUCUGCUUCACUAGUAGUCGUCUCACCAUGCAACAGUAUUCUCUUUAUGCUCAGACCCUCAAAGGGAACGUUUCCUAAAACCCAUGUGUUUCCAGGCGGGGCGUUGGACGAGUCAGAUAUAUCUCUGGAAUAUUGUGCUGUGAGAGAGACAUAUGAAGAAACAGGACUAUUGAUUUUGCCACAGAAAGAUCUAACACACACGCCCGUGGUUCACGAGAGAGGAAGAUUCCCAGGUUAUCGUGAGGCAGUUGUGUCGACUACUGGAAUAGACCCACUCAAACUUGAUUGGUCCUCAAACAGCGGCCUGUCGCGAUUAUCUGAAUGGACAACACCGACCGCACUGAAACAGAAGAAAAGAUUUGUAACCCAAUUUUUUGUUUACUUCAGCGAAGAGAAAUUAGAUUUCAGCCACAUUUCACCAAACAAUGAAGUACAAAAAGUGGAAUGGUUAACAGCUACUCAGGCUCUAGAAGACUUCAAGACGGGGAAAGUUGCCCUUAUGCCUCCACAGUUUUAUUUGCUUUCUAGUAUCAAGGAGAGUGGAGUUCUGACAUCUAUAAAACUGCUCAGUGACCGUAAGUUUCAACCAUCCCUCAAAAAGAAAUAUGAUGACGGGCGCAUUGAGCUCGAUUGGGGUAAAGGGGAGUCUGGAAUACUGACCUAUGAUGGAGAGGGGGUCAUCCGUGAUAUUCAGCAUGUUAGAAAUCAUAAUAUUAGCCAAUUAUAG
Molecule: messenger RNA, 765 nt
Organism: Sugiyamaella lignohabitans
Lineage: Eukaryota; Fungi; Ascomycota; Dipodascomycetes; Dipodascales; Trichomonascaceae
Exons: 1
Coding region: 1-765 (254 amino acids)
Cellular component (GO): mitochondrion
Molecular function (GO): hydrolase activity, acting on acid anhydrides, in phosphorus-containing anhydrides
Source: RefSeq, a predicted model, not a curated record